AUGAACUCCAUCAAACUAAUUGUCGAUUCUUUGGACAAUGUCCUUUCGGGGAAAGGUUACGAUGUUCCAGCUACUGGUGAAGAGGAAAACGAGCGACUGGAAAAACAAGAGGAGAUUGAGCAAGAGAUAGCCCAUGGAGGCUAUAAUGACAAUACUACCACCAGUGUGGGGGAUCCAGUCUCAAUCAAAGGACCAUGUAAACUUCCGAUGACUAGAGAAGAUACCUCUCGUGAUGACAUGGACAAAGAAGGAGAGGAAAAUGAGCCAUUAGAAGAUGUUGAAGAAGAAGAAGAAGAAGAGGAAGAGGAUUUGGAGGAAAAUGACGGAAAUGAGGAGAUCAACCUAGCUACGGAAUCUCAAAGACCCAAAACCCAAUCACCCCCACUAACUUCAAAGCAUUCGCUGAUUGUGAUAUUCUUUCUUCAAGUCGGUAGAGUCAUUUUUAUCGUUCCCAAUUAUCUCGUCAUCAAACCCAUUUCAAUCUUGGUGAAUCUCAUGAUACUUCCCUUUGUCUUGAUCAAGGCGUCAUUAGGAUUUGGUCCAAAACUUCCAAAGACUGAACAAGAAUUAUACAACGAGAAGCUCGAGUCGUUUGAAAACAACAUCGAUGAAUCCAUAGUCACACGCGCUCCUCCAACGCAAGGUCGUCGCUUACAAUCAAAUAGAUCCAAAACCAAGUUAAUGACUCCCUUGGACUUAGACCCGGACGAGUAUGAUAAUGCUCAAGUGGAGCAGAUCAAGCAGGACAAUCUACUAGCGAAUGAAGUGAAAUCACCAUCAUCCUUCUCCAAAUACAUGAUUCCGCCUCCACUACGUCUAUUUCCAUUGUCGAGGAAUCCGCAGCGGAAACGAAAGAAGAAAGUGCUUAUAUUAGACCUCGAUGAGACUUUGAUCCAUUCGCUUUCAAGAGGUGGACCCCGCACUUUUAAUCCAGCAUCUAAAUCCAAAAUGAUUGAAAUUAAACUAAACAAUGUGUCUUCACUAUACUAUGUUCAUAAACGACCAUAUUGUGAUUAUUUUCUAACCCAAAUCAGUCAAUGGUUUGAACUACAGAUUUUCACAGCUAGUGUUAAAGAAUACGCUGAUCCAAUCAUUGAUUGGCUAGAGGAAGAAAUUAUAGACUCCUUAAAGAAAAAGGGCAAACAGCACCGGAUCCAAUCCAGUUCAGAUUACAUCAAGCCCCACAUUUUCACAAAGAGAUAUUAUCGUUCCGAUUGCACGUAUCGACCUGGGGUAGGAUACAUUAAAGAUUUGUCGAGGUAUCUCCGCGAUGAUGAGUUGAAGAAUGUAAUGAUUUUGGACAAUUCCCCCAUCAGUUAUGCCUUGCAUGAAGAUAAUGCCAUUGGGAUUGAAGGAUGGAUUAAUGAUUCCAAUGAUCGGGAUUUACUCAAUUUGCUACCGUUGUUGAAGAGUCUUAGUUUAUGUAUCGAUGUUCGGUUUAUUUUGGGAUUGAAGAAUGGAGAAAAGUUGUUUGAAAUGUAG
Molecule: messenger RNA, 1482 nt
Organism: Lodderomyces theae
Lineage: Eukaryota; Fungi; Ascomycota; Pichiomycetes; Serinales; Debaryomycetaceae
Product: Nem1-Spo7 phosphatase catalytic subunit
Exons: 1
Coding region: 1-1482 (493 amino acids)
Molecular function (GO): protein serine/threonine phosphatase activity
Source: RefSeq, a predicted model, not a curated record